CCUUCUCCGGGAUGAAACAGCAAUCAGUGCGUUCUUCUGUCCAUGGUUACGAACAAGAGACAAGAAUUUCCUUUUCAAAAUCAUAGGUAGCGUUCAACUUCCGAAAAACUGAAAGGCCGGUGUCAUGUACAUAACAGAGCCCUCCACGAUUCCAUGGCCAUGCAUGACUGGCCAGCAACCACUUGUUCCAAAUUAGAAGCUGCCACGGCACCACCGGGGCUACGAUUGGGGAUUUUAAGCUUCGCAGUUUGAAAGUUUUCGCGGAGUUUGGAUCGCUUCAUGGCCAACGUGAGCAGUAUCGUAGAUGGUUUGCGGCGGAGCGAACGCAAACAAAUUCCCUUCCAUCUGCUCUACGAUCACAGGGGCUCGGAGCUCUACAAGAAGAUCACGGAGCUGAAGAGCUACUACCCUUUCGAGGCUGAGAAGGCUUUGUUCCAGAAGCAUGCACUCGACAUUGCUGGACAGAUUGCCCCCGGCAGCUUGAUUGUCGAAUUGGGAUGUGGUGUUGCUGACAAGACCGCUCUUCUCCUCAAUGCGAUCCUCUCCAAGCAUCAGAGGUGCCAUUACGUUGGUAUCGAUGUCUCCCGGACUGCGCUGGACGAGGCCGAGUCUUCAAUGGAAAAGAGCGAUGAUCUCGAGCUGGAGCUUGUUCAUGCCGAUUACUUGGAAGGGCUGGAGAUGGUUCGAGAGAAGUAUCCAGACAGACUCAUUUGCAUCCUCUGGCUUGGAAGUAGCAUCGGGAACCUCUCGCAAUCCGAAAGCGGUGACUUCGUUGGUCGAAUGCUCAAGAUAGUUGGGUCCCGGUGCCAGUUUUUUCUCUGCGUCGACCUGUGGAAAGAUGAGGCCACUCUGCGAGCAGCUUACGAGGAUAAGCAAGGCGUUACUGGAAGUUUUAUAAAAAAUGGCAUGAAGCACGGGCUGGAGCUUCUCGGGCAUUCCGUAUCUGAUGACGAGGUUCACGAAGAUUGGGAAUACGAGGUACAGAUCAAUAGCAUGUCCCGCCAAGUUGAGAUGUACGUUCGUUUUCUCCGAUCACUCUGUCUAGUCGAUCACGACAUCGAAAUAAGUAAAAACGAGAGAGUCCUGGUCGAGAUCUCGAGAAAGUUUACAGUAGAGGACGUAUUGCAGCUCGUCAGUCAGCUCGGCUUUGUUUGCCACGCCAGGUGGACGUCGAAAAGCUAUGGCUGCUUUAUGAUGCUUUCUUGUGAGGAGGCCGCAAUCAGGUGUUGGACGGACACAGACAAGCUGUUCAAAGGCGUCGGUGAUUGGAUGUCCCAACCGAUCUCAUAUCGUCACCCAUAUUGUUUCUACUAUGGCCACGUAACAGCUUUCACCAUCAUCAAGCUGCUCAAGGAUGAGCCGGACACGGGUCUCAACCUUGUCUUCUCGCGCGGAAUAGAUCCCUGCAUGUUGGACCCCAGCCGCUGUCACAAGCAUCCGGAAACUCCAGCCCAGUGGCCGGACAAGGAGACGCUCAGGAAAUAUACCAUGGAUGGCCGAGCCCGAGUCCUGGAGUACCUGAGAGACGGCAACCCGGACGUGCGAUGCCUCUGCCUCGUCCUCGAGCACGAGCGAAUGCAUCAGGAAACCAUGGCCUACAUGCUAGCCCAGGAACGCAAGCUCCAGUUCGAAGCUCCUCUUCUCAUUCCUCCUCACGAGCUCGGGCUCGCGGACGGGAACGGGACUUCAAAGCCGGCAGCUACCGACGUCUUCGUCUCCAGAGGCUCCGUCGUGCUGGGAAGCGAUCCAAUUCCCGGAGUCUUCCGCUUCGACAACGAGGAGCCGUCUUACAAGACUCAAGUGGAGCACGACUUCUGCAUCAGUUCCAUGCCAGUUUCGAUCGGGGAGUUUAUGGUCUUCGUCCAGGACGGGUGCUACAACAAGAGAGAACUCUGGCAGGAAGACGAUUUUACGUUCCUGGAGAGGAGUGGUCACAAGUUUCCUGCAACUUGGUCCUGCUCCCAGGGGGACUAUUACGUACACUUUCCAUACAAGACGCUCUCCUGGAUCGAAGCUCGUCACCAGCCUGUUUACGUGAGCCUGAUGGAGGCCGAGGCUUUUUCCAAGUGGAUGUGUUCCAGAGUGAUGACCGAGGCUGAGUAUCAGCGAGUUUUGGACGAGGAGUUUGCGAGGGAGGAGCAGAGGGUGAAGCAUUUGAAGGAUGGAGGAUGGGAGUGGACGAGUUCGCUACUAGCACCGUUUGAAGGGUUCACGAGCAUGGAAGAGUACCCGGAGUAUUCGACGGACUUCUUUGACGGCUUGCACUACGUCCUCAAGGGGUCAUCUCCAGCAACACAUGUCUCACUGCUGCGGGAUUCCUUCCGAAAUUUUUAUCAGCGGCAGUACCCGUAUGCUUUUGCCAAAUUUCGGCUGUGCAAAUCGUCACAGUGAUUCCUCCUAUAAAAUUACUCCUAUAAAAUAAAGGAAGAAGUUUUCCUGUUUA
Selaginella moellendorffii is the source of this 2443-nucleotide messenger RNA. Its product is annotated as ergothioneine biosynthesis protein 1. Bases 280 to 2391 code for a protein of 703 amino acids. NCBI's taxonomy places the organism in Eukaryota, Viridiplantae, Streptophyta, Lycopodiopsida, Selaginellales, Selaginellaceae. The record is from RefSeq and is a predicted model, not a curated record. The transcript has 6 exons.